Molecule: messenger RNA, 1325 nt
Organism: Thermothielavioides terrestris NRRL 8126
Lineage: Eukaryota; Fungi; Ascomycota; Sordariomycetes; Sordariales; Chaetomiaceae
Exons: 2
Coding region: 1-915 (304 amino acids)
Source: RefSeq, a predicted model, not a curated record
AUGUUCGGCAAGGGGCGUCGGUCAGGCUCCUACCGCAGCUCGCGUGCCGACGGCCGCCGCUCGCGUGCCGACGGCCGCCGCUCCAACGCAUCACGCACCUCGGAGUCGGAUGGCAUCAGAAACGCAUCAGGUCAUUCGUCAACAUCCACCUCACGGACGUCGUCCACCAGUGUCACCGACCAGUCGGCCUUUUUGACGACUCCCGACCCAGAUCCGCUGCCAGCCCAGCCUCAAGCUCCUUUUUUCGGAGUUGCCUUCGCCCCGUCACACCUCCCGGCCUUUGAACCACAACAGGUCGGUCCGGGGCAGGCCCCUUUUCUGUUUCCCGGUCCGCACCAGGGAUACUACGCGGCGUCGCCGGCUGCAGGAACCGAUGACGGGAGUCAUGACGGCAGUGAUGACUCGGCCGCUUCGCUGGCUGUGUCGCCUGGAUCGCCCCAGUCCUCCAAUCCGGAGAAUAGCGAACGAGAGACGACGAGAGAUGCAGCCACGAGAACAAAGAAGGGCCAUCGGAGAGAUCGGAGCGUUGCCCUAGGCAACCCACCAACGGACUAUGUCCUUGUUGACUACCCCACGGUCCAAGGCGUGAUGAUGGGAGGAUAUGAUACCUCUUACGCCACAGCUUCAGGCGGUAUCACUGGAGGCUACCAGACUUUCCAUCGCGACCACCUCUUUCUUGCUGCCGACGGCCAGUGGUAUCAAGCGGCGCCCCAGUAUCCGAUCGCUCAUCAGUAUCCGGCCGGAAUAGCUGAUGCAGACCUCGAGGACAAUAAUGGUCAGCCGGACGAGGAACAUUUCGGCUCCUGCAUCCAGGACAAUCAAGAGGCCCGCGACCAAGAGAAUCAUGUCCUGGAAGAAGAAAACGAUGACUGGGUCCGGUGCCAGGAUGACGAGCUUUGGAGUGCCGGCCACUAGCCUUGAGCUGUGUUGGUGUGGUCGGAUGGAGAAAAGGAACAAAAUGGAAUUCCCAGAUUGACGAAGAACGGGUAGGCUUUUGUGAUUUUUCUUUCGGCCUUGCCACUCCUUCCAUUGAACCAGGCCAAGCUAGGCCGGACCAGCUCGCCACUCUCCGGCGCCAGCUGAGGUUCCGAGUUCGUGUCCCGGGGAAGUGGUGUUACUCGCCACUUGCUACCUGUUUCCGAUAUCAAUCGCCAGACGAAAAGUUUUUGAACGCGAUACUUUGCUUUCACCUGACUGUUGUUGGGGGCUGGGGCUGGUUGCUCUUGGGUGACAGAGUGGACGACGUUUCAGUCAGGGGCAGUCGUGGACCAGACCAGCUACCAUCGAAAUUGUUGUCGAGCAAUUCAUGACCGCAUUAGUACGCC